Opisthocomus hoazin is the source of this 960-nucleotide messenger RNA. The record is from RefSeq and is a predicted model, not a curated record. Lineage: Eukaryota; Metazoa; Chordata; Aves; Opisthocomiformes; Opisthocomidae.
AUGGCCCAGAUGUCCACACCUGAGAUGGUGACUCUGGGCUUCCACUAUAUUCAAUGCAAGCUGGAAGGUGGAAAACCAGAUUUUUUCCUCAGUCAGCGAAGAUUCUGUGCAACAGUCAUCCAGACAGGGUUCACUGAUCGCCCUGACCUCCAGGUUACCCUCUUUGUGGUUUUCCUGCUCAUCUAUGUCAUCACCAUGGUGGGGAACAUUGGCAUCAUUGCUGUCAUCCGGCUCGAUGCCCAGCUUCAAACCCCCAUGUACUUCUUCCUCAGCAACUUGUCCUUCUUGGAUCUGUGCUACUCCUCAGUUGUACAGCUCUAUUUCUAUCUUGUUUUUGUAAUAGCGGAGUGCUACCUCCUGGCUGUGAUGGCAUACGAUCGCUACGUUGCCAUCUACAAUCCUCUGCGCUACCCCAUAGUCAUGUCCCAGAAGGUCUGCAUUUCCCUCUUGGCUGGGUCCUACACAGUUGGGUCUUUUAGUCUGAUCAUGUUCACAGGGUUUGCGUUGAGAGUGUCCUUCUGUGGCCCCAAUGUCAUUGACCACUUCUUCUGUGAUGGGCCACCGCUGUCAAAACUGGCCUGCUCUGAUACUCGCCUCAACCAGGUGUUGGUACUUGCUUUUGGGGGCUUCAAUGAGGUCACCACUGUAUCAGUUGUCCUCAUCUCCUAUGGCCGCAUCCUAUUGAUCAUCCUGAGGAUGGGCUCUGUGCAGGGCAAGCAUAAAGCUUUUGGCACAUGUGUGUCCCACCUAGUUGUUGUCACUAUUUUCUACGGGACCCUUGUCUUCAUGUACCUGAGGCCCAGCUCCAGCUACUCCCUGGGCAGGGACAAAAUCGUUUCUGUCUUUUACACGGUGGUGACCCCCAUGCUGAACCCCUUCAUCUACAGCCUGAGGAACCAGGAGGUGAAGAGUGCUCUGAAGAGAGCGGUGGGGGGAAUAAUUUCCCCGCUAAAGCGGUAA